CCCAGCUUACCCAGACCCUCCAUCUCUCUGAGCCCCACUGGGGUCACCGCCCCAGGGGCAGACGUCACCAUCCGGUGUCAGGGGCAGCGCUGGGAUGUGAGGUUCUUCCUGCACAAGGCUGGAGACCUGAACCCGCAGCGACAUAUGGACCCUGCUGGGGACGGGGCCGAGUUCCGCAUCCCCACCGUGGGCCGGCAGCAUGGAGGGAGCUACAGCUGCAGCUACCGGCCCCAAUCAGAGCCCUUCGUCUCCUCGCAGCCCAGCGACCCCGUGCAGCUGGUGGUAGCAGUAGACCCCCUGGAUUUCACCAACGCCAACAUCGCCCGCCUGGGGCUGGGUGCUGUGGUCCUGCUCGUCCUGGGGCUGAUCCUGGCUGAGGCCUAUUACAGCCGCCCAAGGGGGGCACCCUAGGAGCUUGGAUCCAGCCAUGCAGGGAAGAGAAUCUCCCCGGGGGACAAGUGGCUUCCCCGUGGGGUGCUGAGACACCGGCACAAACCCACCUGCCCCCAAACACCCCUGCCUCAGAGAAUCUCCCCCACAAACAGCUCCCAACCUGACAACAGUGUGACGGGUUCGUUCGCAGAGACCCCCCUUGGGACUGUUACCCGAUGUGCUCAGAUGACCUCUGAGCCCAUUUUCCCUGCCAGUUUGGGUGUCCAGAACCCUGCCUUGUUGAGCUAGCCUGCUGCAAACACAGACCCAGGGUCUG
Molecule: messenger RNA, 709 nt
Organism: Chrysemys picta bellii (western painted turtle)
Lineage: Eukaryota; Metazoa; Chordata; Testudines; Emydidae
Source: RefSeq, a predicted model, not a curated record